Molecule: messenger RNA, 4251 nt
Organism: Amphiprion ocellaris (clown anemonefish)
Lineage: Eukaryota; Metazoa; Chordata; Actinopteri; Pomacentridae
Product: zinc finger X-chromosomal protein
Exons: 8
Coding region: 474-2714 (746 amino acids)
Biological process (GO): regulation of transcription by RNA polymerase II
Cellular component (GO): nucleus
Molecular function (GO): metal ion binding; DNA-binding transcription activator activity, RNA polymerase II-specific; RNA polymerase II cis-regulatory region sequence-specific DNA binding
Source: RefSeq, a predicted model, not a curated record
GAUGUUUGGGGAUCCGAAGCGGUCCUGAAGCUACACGCCAGCCUUAGGACACAAACUAAUUAAAAUGAACACCGCAGUGCACGCUUUGCCAUGAGCGUGUGAACGGUGGUCUCUAGAUUAUGGCCUGUUUGGUGCCUGUCGCGGUGAUUUCCACCACAACCCUUCCGCAUUUUCCUGCUGCUCUCGGGCUGUGACGUGUCGUGCUGACGGCGGCCUCGGAGCUGGAGGAGCGUGGGGCUGUAGCAUGACAAGAUCUGGCUCCAGACGUCCUGCUUUGCUUUCAGCGGUGCUCCAGAAACAACCCCUAACCCCUCCUUCUCUGCUCCUCUCCGGCCCGCCCAAAUAACACAAAAUUCCCGACUGAAUCCUGCCCGAGUCUGGGGGAACCAGGCGGCCUGGGAAGCCGAGGAGUGGACGGAGGCCAUCCCUGCAGCAUAAAUCUGCUCUCCAGUAACAAAUGCAGUGCGAGGACAAUGGAUGAGGAUGUCACCAGGCUUGCAAUACAUUCUGAAGAGCCUAAAAUAAUAUUACACGGAUCGGAUGAGGGUGGUGCCGGCGGGCAGGAGUUUGUUGUGGAGCUUCAAGAGACUGUGUUGGUGUCAGAAGGCGAGGGGGAAGGCAUGGCAGUUCACAGGUUUGCCCCAGACGAGCUAGUCAUCCAGGAUGCUGUUGAGGAUGUGGUAUCUGAGUAUGUGCACUGCGAUGAAGAUGAAGAUGUUGCUGUAGAAACCUGCGUGAUGGCUCUGGAGGGCGAGGAGGAAGGUGUUGCCAUGGGAGACAUCCCUGAAGAUGGGCUGGACCCAGAGCAGCAGGAGGACGACCAAGACGGCUGUGGAGAUUAUCUAAUGAUAUCCUUGGAUGAAGCUGGUAAAAUGGUGUCUGAAGAUGGAACUGAGGUUACAGUGGAGGGAGCUGUGGAGGACCAGGAAGUGGAGAAGGAUGAGGAUGGACAGGAGGUGAUAAAGGUGUACAUCUUCAAGGCUGAUUCUGGGGAGGAUGAUAUGGGAGAGUCUGUUGACAUCAGUGACGGAGACACAGAGACCAUGGCGCUAACGGAGUCUUCAGGCCAAACACUCAGAGAGAAGAUGGUUUACAUGUCUGUCGGGGACUCUCAUCACAAUCAAGGAAGCCAUGGUGGGUCCAAGGUGACUGAUGAGGUUUAUAUGGAGGUGGUGGUAGGAGGCGAAGAGCCAGUAACUCACGACCGCUCGUAUGACAGCGUGUCUCUAAGCAAGGACUUCAUGCCUGUGGCCUGGGCAGCUGCUUAUGGUGCAGAGGACAGCGAGAGUUGUGAAAACCGGAACGGUGCAGCCUCGGCUCUGCUGCACAUUGACGAGUCGGAUGGGGUUGAUGAAAUCAAUAGACAGCGCAGCAAGAACAAGAGACGGUCAGAGCCUCGACAGGUCCAGACAGCCAUCAUCAUCGGUCCAUAUGGUCAACCGCUGACAGUUUACCCCUGCAUGCUUUGUGGUAAAAAGUUCAAGUCGCGAGGCUUUCUGAAGCGCCACACUAAGAAUCAUCACCAGGAUGUUCUGACCAGGAAAAAGUACCAAUGUACAGACUGUGAGUUCACCACCAACAAGAAAGCCAGCCUCCACAACCACAUGGAGGUGCACGCUCUGAGCAGCAAGGCCCCUUUUGAGUGUGAAAUGUGUGGCAAGGAGUUCCACCAGCAGGCGGCGCUGUUCUCUCACAGACUGCAGCAUCACCACCGGGAGCCCAAGAACCAGCCACCUCCACCGCCCACCAAGAUGCAUAAAUGCAAGUUCUGUGACUAUGAAACUGCUGAGCAAGGACUGCUCAAUCGACACUUGUUGGCCGUUCACAGUAAAAGCUUCCCCCACAUCUGUGUGGAAUGUGGAAAAGGCUUUCGACAUCCAUCAGAGUUGAAGAAACACAUGCGCACACACACUGGCGAGAAACCCUACUCCUGCUUGUACUGCGAUUACAAGUCGGCCGAUUCCUCUAAUCUCAAAACGCACAUCAAGACUAAGCAUAGCAAAGAGAUGCCAUACAAAUGUGAGCGCUGUUUCCAGACCUUUGCAGAGGAGGAGGAGUUAAUGCAGCACGGACUAACACACGAGGAGAAUAAGACCCACCAUUGUGCCCACUGUGAUCACAAAAGUUCCAACUCCAGUGACCUAAAACGCCAUAUCAUAUCUGUUCAUACUAAGGACUAUCCACACAAAUGCGCUGUGUGUGGGAAAGGCUUCCACCGGCCGUCUGAACUGAAGAAGCACUCAGUAUCCCACCGCACUAAGAAACUCCAUCAGUGCCGGCACUGCAACUUUAAAAUUGCAGAUCCUUUUGUUCUCAGUCGCCACAUCUUAUCUGUCCACACAAAGGAGCAGCAGGCCUCACCUGAAAAGAGUGAGGCUAAGAGGACAGAGACACACACUCCUGUUGCAACACCUAAAAAGUCUGCGCCUAGCGGGUCGAGCGCCUCCGGUCCACCAGCUAGAGUCAGUGCAGCCAGCUUAGCCAGCAGUGUGACUGUAGUUAUUGGCAAAGGACAAAAAGAAAGGAGAAUUUACCAGUGCCAGUACUGCGACUACAGCACCGGGGACGCAUCGGGUUUCAAGCGACACGUGAUUUCCAUUCACACAAAAGACUAUCCACACCGCUGCGAGAUCUGUUCGAAAGGCUUCCGGCGACCCUCAGAGAAGAACCAGCAUAUCAUGCGCCACCACAAGGACGUGGUGCAGGCAGAGUGACUCUGACCGAGCCAAAUACUGUGCCACAACAAAGAACAAUGUUGAAACAUCCAUCACACCCCAAUCACUGCACCCUCAGCGCGACACCGUUCACAUUGAAACAGUGUGGUGUGUGCUGCACUUAGUCCGUUCUGUUGUUUUGCUCUUUUCGAUCCUCAGCCUAAUGUUUGUUCAGAAAUGUAAACACAUGUACAUAACAUUAACGCUCUGUCAGAGUUAGCAACCGAGCCCCUCUGUAGACUUGCACUUUUAACUGCAUGUCCCUUGCUGGUGACAGUGUGCAUGACAGAUUGUGCAGACAUCUCUUUGUAGAUACACAUUUUUUUUUUAAUUUUGCAGGUAGCAAUCAGUUCUCAAUCACGAUGGUCCUAAUUAUUUGUCUUAAAGCUGAAGUGUAAUUUUCAAAAUGUUUGCAUCAUUUUGUUAAGAUGUACUUAACACAGCAGUAUGGAUUAGCAACCUGUUCCCAGUAGCACUUGGUAAAAUCUUGUGUCUGAGUGUGGUGUGUGUGUGUGUGUGUGUGUGUGUGUGUGUGUGUGAGAGUGUGUGAGAGAGAGAGAGUGCGAGUGGGAAUGUGAGGGACAAAAAAAAGCAACUGUUGUGCUUCCUGGUGCUCUGACCCCCACCACUCUGUAACAUAAUGCUUUUUGUUGUGUUAAGGAAACACAAUGCUGACUGUGUGCGGAGAAAAGAAGCAGUUUCACAUGUACACAUAAACCGUGACGCGAUCCUUACCACAUUGCUUGAUUAUCACAUGUCCAAUAUUUCUGUUUGAAGUCAGUAAGUGUACUGUAAGUUAUUCAGAGUAAGUGCCCAAAAGAAAAGAGAUGAAGUCCUGACUGACAGUAUUUUACUCAUUAAUGCUACCUGGGGAGUGAAAUCCCAUGAAUUUGAAACAGCAGCUUCCGUGUGAGAAAGACAAUGUUGCCUCCUUGCGUGCGUUUUCAACAUUUUAACCAUGAUGAGCUGUUCAUACAAAUUUUUUUUUUUUUUUUUUUUUUGCAUCUAUGAAUUGACAUAUCUGUUAAUUCAGAGAAGAAACACCAUCUACAAACACCAGUAUGAUAUCAAUAUUAGGCUGGGUUAAAAAAUACAAACUUCACAUCAGAGUCCCAAUAUAACUGUGUCGUCUAAAUGGGAAUCGAACAGUAUAUCCGCUGCUGCUGUUAUGAUACUAUGGACUAAACACUUUGUUUUCGCCCACACAGAUGUACUUUUGCCAGUAGAAAGGGAAAAUGUAUAUCUUUUUAGAUGCAACUUCAGAUGACAGGUGCUGGUGGUGUACAUGUACUUUGGCUUUUUACAUUUUUUUUGUUAUCACCUGUGAUUUUUUUCUGUUUUUAUAUUUAUUUCAUUUACAAGUUGUUGUAUAGGUAAGUGUAACUAGACUUCUAUGGGACGUAAAUUAUUGUUUUGUAUACAAAUCUGUACAAAGCGUGUAGAUGUAAACACUUGAUAAAAAGGAAAUCUCAACUGUGUUGUUAUGGAUGUACUUCAGCGUAUUUGUUAAAAAAAGAUAAUAAAGCAAAGUAUUUUA